UUGGCUUUCAACUCGCUCCUCACUGCCGCUUUUGUUGACUUGACCGAGCCAGAACAGUAGUCACGUGACGACAUGUACGGAGGUUAGGACAUUGCAGGGAAGCAACGCAACGUUCUCAGCCGUUCCGCGCUCUUCUUACUGCCAGCGGCCUUAUAUUACUGCUUUCUCUUUCGCCAGCUUGUCUCCGUCACCAGGGAGAGAACGACUCGUUCUUGAGCCCCGGCCAGUCCCACCCGCUCCCUGCACUUGGCAUUCUCCCCUCAGAUCUCGCCGCUUGCAUCCUGGCGUCGCCGCUAGUCUCAGCGCCAGGCUCGGCGCGCUGCGAUGGACGCCGUUUACGGCUUGCUGUCCGGCAGCUGGCUGCUCGGCGCGCCCAAGGUGCCGGAAAAGGCGGAGCCAGUUGAUGACGUGGACAAGGAAGCGCCUAAAGAAUGGACGACCAAGUACCCGUUCAGGAGCGACGAUCCGACGGAGCAGCGGCUGAAGCAGCUGCUGGACGCGUACGAGGAGUCGAGCCGACAGGGCGCGUCAGCGGCGUCGAACGCGACGCUGCUGGUGUUCCUGUCGGCGCUGGUGGAGGCGUACGCUGACUGGUUCCCCCCGGACCCCAGCGCGGACGCCGAUGACGCCGACGACGACGCGCAAGGGGGCGAGGGCGGCGAGGGCGAGGGGGAGGCGGCGGGGGAGCGCCUGGGGCAUCCGCUGGAGGUGGUGCGGUGUGUGGCUCGCCAGCUGGCAGAGUUUGCACGCGUGGCGAAUUCACGAGGGCCAUCCACGUCUGCAGAGGAGCAGGCAGCCAAUCAGGAUGCGCCAGCUGGCAGCGCACCAGAGGGUGUGAGCCGGGGCAGCUCGUCUCUGGGCAGCACGUCGCUCUGGAUCGCGUCGUUGGCUCUGGGGGGGGGGGGAACGGGCGAGGGGGGCGGGGCGGACAAGGGGGAGGCGGAGGAGGGGCGGGCGGAGGAGGAGGCGGCGGCGUGGGAUCGCACGAUGCUGGCUCUGCGCGCGGCGUCCAUCAUCUCGCGCAGCGCGUACAACCGCAAGCUGCUCGCCUUCUUCAGAAGCGUCUCCGCCGUCAUCCACAUCCUCACCGGCAUAUCAGCGGACCUGCGGGUGGCAGCAGCGCCCAUUAUCUCCCAUCCACUCGCCCCCUCGCCGCAACCCAACCCGCCUCGCCCCACACCGGGGAGGAGCAGCAGCAGCAGUGGGCGGGCGCCCGGCAGUGCGUGGGGGGCAGAGUUUGGGGUCAAGCAGACGGGGGCGGAGAGGGACGGAAGGGGGGGGGGGGCGGCAGCAGCGGCGGGGUGGUUGUCUGGGGAGCGGCGGAGUGUGCUGGUGGCGGUGCUGCUGAGCUGCGCCAUGAACGCGCUCUCGCUGCUCGCCAACUUCCUCGACGCCGAGAUGCACCGCAUCGCAGCCCGCGACGCCUUCCCCCCCGCGCACAUGCCUCCCCUCUCCUCUCUCGCACACACCCCUGCCCGCGCCUCCCCCUCCCCCCGCAGCGGCGCCCCCUCCCCCCGCCACCUGGCGUCCCCCUCUGCCCGCCUGAGGGGCAGCGGCAGGGGCAGCGGGCGGUGGCGGGGGCGGGGGCUGGGAUUUGGGGAGGAGCUGGCGGGCACGGCGUGGGGGGGCAGAGCAGGGGGGAGGGGGGCAGGCGGGGACGAUCCGUACGAGAGGAGGCGGGAGGUGCGCGCCAUCGUGGAGGCCGUGGAGACCAAGGGGCUGGCGGCGCUGCUGGCAUUGGUCCCCCCACUGCGUGAGAUCCAGACAAAGCGAGCCGCCCACUGCAUAGAGGCGGGCGGCACGCUGCUGCUGGCGCUGCAGGUGAUGCGGUCGGUGGUGUACGCCAGUGUGUCGGCGCGCGCCUCCUUCAUCGCCUCCGACGGGCUGCACCAGGCGCUCGCCCUCAUCACCUGGCCAACCCACCUCCUCAACUGCCACCUGGAGCGCAUCAUGGAGCUGGAGAACGAUCUGUUUGAGGAGUUCAGCAUCCAGCUGCUCGCCUUCUCCGUCAUCCAAGAAGCCAUCUUCCUGAACGCGGCGGCGCUGGAGAUGGUGCGGGACGUGCAGGGCUUCCGCUGCUUCUCUUGCUUCCUGCGCUGGGCCGCCUUCCUCUUCACCAAGUCCUCCUCUGCCCUCUCGCCUGCCCUCGUGCUGCCGCCGCAGCCCUGCCUGUUGCCCUCUCUGUCCACGUCCCUCUCUGCCCCUGGCGACGAGGUGCAGGUGGAGGUGGAGCUGCCGGCCAUUGUGGCGCGCCGCGACCCCAAGGCGCUGCUCUUCGACGGCUCCGUGGGAGCCACGCCCAAACGCACCCCCACCGCCGCCGCCGCCGCUGCUGCCGCUGCUGGGCCCACCCUCACCCUGCCUGCAAGUCUACGGAGCAGCAGCAACGGUGGCGGCGGCGACAAGGGCAGGGGCAGUGUGCUGGCAGCAGCAGGUGACGGCGGGUGGGCACGGGAGCGGCUGCUGGCGAGCGCGACGUUCAGGCGGCUGGCGGCGGAGCGCAACAGCACGGACGAGGCGCUCAUGGCGUGGAACCCCCACGCCGCCGUCGCCUGCACCGUGCUCUGCCGCUUCCUCGCCGACAGCAUGCCCUCCGCCACCAUGCGCAGGGGGCAUGGGUACGGACACGCCCAUGGCCACGACACGGGGUGGGACGCAAACCCAGAGGAGUAUCGGGAGCAAGCGGCUCGCAGUGUGGCGGGGGCGCUGCUGGGCGUGUUUGAGCGGCAGGCAGUGGGCGACUGGCACGACGAGGCGGCAGCGCGCAUGUUCCGAUCGCUGUCCCCCGCACUGCAGCUGUUCGCCACGCACCAGCUGCGCCGCAUCCUCGGGUCGCUCUCCUCCGGGGCUGACUACUUCCGCUCCAUGCGUGUGUGGCACGCGCUGCUCUCGCCUGUCUUCUUCUUCUUCGGGGCCCGCCUCAGGCCGCGCCAGGUGCUGCCCUUGGCGCACCUGCUGGGCCCCAAGGCUGCCGCACUUGCUCUCCUGCCACCGAUGCCUGCUGCUGCUGCAGGCGGGCAGGGCAUGGCGGCAGGGGGGCAGGGUGCUGCCAUGGGAGGUGGAGGCGGGGCGGCCAGUGAGGGGCAGUGGGGGCAGUCGUUUGAGUUUCAGAGAGUGAGCUCGGUUGGGGAGAGUGCAGCAGGGGCGGACCCUGGAGCAGGUGCAACAGAAGGGGGGUCGGGUGCUGUUGGCAGUGGGAGCAGCAGCACGGGCCAUGCCCUGGACUUGUCACUGGUGGACCCGUCUCUGGAGUACGUGGACGUGCCGGUGUCGGUGGAGGCGCAGCGGCUGCGGGGCGACAUAGUGGCGCUGGUGGAGCUGGCGGUGUCCGUGGACAUGGGGGAUGACUGCCUCACCGAGUGCGCGCUGCUGCUCGCCGCCCUCGAGGCCUGCUGCACGGAGCCCGCCCCUGCUGCCCUCCUGGUGCACGCGCUGCUGCGCCUGCUGCAGGCGGGGGGCAGCACCAUGGAGGCAGUGAGGGAGCUGGGAGCCGCCCCGCGCAUCGCCGCCAUCAUCGACAGACAGCACGCCGCCGCUGCCUCUGCUCACCCCUCCGCCACGCCUCCUGCCUCCCCCUCACAGCUCUCCAUCCCGCGCUCUAUCUCCCUCUCUGACCCUUCCUACCGUGUGCCCUCUGCCCUGAGCACAAACGGCGAGGAGGAGGAGGGCAGAGGGGCGUCGUGGGGUGGUGUGCGGGGGGCGGUGUUUGCUCUGCUGGAGGUGGCGCUGGGGGACUCCGAUGCCGCCCUCGUGCACGCCGCUGCCGACCCCCAUGUCUUCCUGCCGCUGCUGCGCCUGCUGUGGGACGCGGGCAGCAGGGAGUUCGCCCUCCGGGUGCUCAUCCUCAUGAUGCAGGCGCCCUUCCUCGACUCGUCUGCCGGCCAGCCCCUGCUGACGUGCUUCUUCCACCUGCUCUCCCACGCCGCCUCCCUCACCCAGCCAGGCACCGCGCUAGCAGUGGCGGGCCCAGGGGAGGAGGGAGACGGCAGAGAGAUGGCGGGGGUGAAGCAGCCAGGGGGGGCGGAUGGGAGGGGGAGGGAGGAGAAGGAAGAGAGGAAGCGGGGUGAGAGCGGAGGGGAACUUGAAGUGGAGGUAGUUGCUGAAGCGGGAGUGAGGGUGGACACUGGGGCCGCGGAGAUGGGAAGCACAGGCGAAGGUGCAGCAGAGGAUGGGCGGGGUGAAGGGGGAGAGCCAGGAGAGAAGGAGGGGGAGAGAGCUGAUGCAGUUGGCAAUGAGUCUGGAGACAAAGUUGACGAGUCGAUACAGCAGAGAGGCCCGAUGGAAGCACUCGAAGUGGCAGCAUCAGGUUUUGCAGUGGAAGCAGCGGGAGGGGGCGAGCAGGGAGGGAGAGAGGGGCUGCGUGAGGUAGUGGCAGGGCGAGCGGUUGCUCUGCUGGACGACCUGCUCUCCUCCGUGCCUGACAUCGUCACUGACCCCCCCGCUGCGGCAUUGCAGCAGCGGUGUGUGGAGGCAGGUGCGCUGCAGCAGGUGCUGGCGGUGCUGGACGCGCGGUACGACGAGGGCGACAGCCUCACCGUCGCCCUCGCUGCCCUGCGCUGCCUCACCUGCCUGCUCGCCGCCAACCAGUCCUCCAAGGCAGCCAUGGUGCGAGUGGCAGGGGCGGGGUACACGGCCCUGCAGAGGAGGAUCCAUGCGCUCACGGGGGGGCGGCCGUGCCAGGCGGUGCUGGACGCAGUGCUCACCAUGGCCACCGACGGCGCUGAUGGCGGCACCUUGCACAACCCCAUGGCGCGAGCCACCAUCCAGAAUGGCGAUGCGCUCAUCCUCUGGCUCUCUCUGCUGCGCACGGCGCCAGAGCGGCAGGCGUGUGUGGGACUUCAGCAGCUGCAGGCGUUGCUGGACGACUCCACAGCGUCGUGCGCCGAGUGCACGCGCGCCUCGCUCAUGUGGCACCUGCUGCACUGGCUCUCCACACUCGACCAUGACUCCCCCUCUGCCACACCCCACGACUCCGGGCUGUUCACACAAGCACUCACAGGCGCUGGCACUGGCGCAUGGGACAAACAGCAGCAGGUGGCAGCAGGGGGGGAGGGGGGAGGGCGAGGGGGCAGGGCGCAGUUGGUGGGUGCGGUGGCGCUGCUGGUGGAGACGCUGGGGCGGCACAGCAUGAGCGGCAAGGAGAUCACCGCCGUCUUCCACCUGCUCAGGCAGGCGCGCUCGGGCAGCCGCGCCCAGCACGCAUCGCUGCUGCUGCGCACGCUGCUGGGCGCCAUCAAGGACGAGGGGCCCUCGGGCUUCUUUGAACUCAACGGUAUCGACUCGGGCUUCAAGCUGCCCCCCGACCUGCACUUCCCCGGCCCCCGCGGCUACACCUUUGUGUGCUGGCUGCGCAUCGAGGCCUUCCCCCACUCCCCCGCCUCGCCCUUCCCAUCCUCGCCCCCGGGCAACCCCUGGGCCUUCGACGCCGAUGGGCGCCUGGAGGAGGCGCGCGCGGCGGGGGCAGAGGGGGGGGCGAGAGAGGGGUGGGAGGCGAGCCGCGAGGGCGCAAUGGCGCUGUUCAGCUGGCACACGGACCUGGGCGCCGGGUGCAGCGCCUUCCUCACCCCGGACGACCUGCUGCUGCACGUGGGGGGGGCGGCAUCACGGGAGGCGGUGGUGGGUUUGCCGCACCAGCUGCGGCUCAAGUGCUGGCACCACGUGGCCAUCACGCACAGCGCGCCCACCUUCUCCACCCCCAGCACCGUGCACCUCUUCGUCGACGGCCAGCCCGUGGCGUCCUCAAGGGCCAGUUUCCCCCGCAUCUACGACCCGCUCACGCGCUGCACCAUAGCAGCGUGGGCGCCACUCCCCCAAGCUGCCCCUCACGCGCGCACCCUGGUGGACGACGACGACGAGGUGACGGCGCUGGGCAUGGCGCCGCCGCUGUGCGGGCAGCUGGGUGCGCUGCACGUUCUGGACGACCCGCUCUCGCCCGACCAGGUCGUGGCGCUGCACCGCCUGGGCCCGCGCCACGCGCACGCCUUCCUGCCCUCCGAGCUGUCCCUCCUGCCGGGGUCCGCCGACUCGCCCGUGCGCGCACUGUUUGACGGCAAGGACAGCCUCGCGCCGCGCAUCGCCCUCAGCCUCACCGCACACGCCACGGCGGGCGGCCACGUGCUGGACGGCACGCCCUUCUGGGAGCAGCCCGGCAGCACGAGAAAAGUUUGCGAUGCGGUAAUGCUGCCGGGCGUGCAGGUGUGCCAGCGGCAUCGGCUGCAGGACGUGCUGUCGUGCGUGGGAGGGGUGGCUGUGCUCUUCCCCCUGCUCACCCAGCUGGACGAUGAUGACAGGAAUGACGGGGCAGGGGGCGAGGGCGAGGAGGGGGGAGUGUGGGAGGCAGGGGGGACGCACCUGGCAGUGGACGUGGUGUGCCUGCUGACGGAGGUGAUGGCAGGCAGCGCCGCCGCACAGCAGUUCAUGACGGUGGUGGGGGGCUUCGCCGUCCUCAACUUCCUGCUGCAGCGCGUGCACCCCCGCCACCUCACCGUCAGCCUCGUCCUCUCUAUAGAGAGCCUCACCAACAGCAUUGCUGCAGAAAGGGACUCCGCCAUGGCGGAGCAGCUAACUCGUUCGGCGUGGAGCGAGCUGUACCUGGACCUGGCGCUGUGGAUCUACGCGCCGUACGCCGUGCAGCGCGAGAUGCUCGAGUCCUUGCUGCGCCAGGUGGACCGCAGUCCCGCCCUGCUGCCCGCCGUGUGCCCGCUGCCCCGCCUGCUCGACCUGCUGCGCCGCUUCUACUGGCACGUACCGCAGGGCCGCUCCGUGGCAGGCCUCAAGCCGCUCGUGCACGCCGUGUCACGCACUGUCAUUGGCCGCCGGCCCGAGGAUGCUGACGUGGCGAAGCUGAGGCUGCUGCUGCUGAGGCUGGCGGAGUACAGCGUGAGGGACGGCUUCUCCCUGGCGGACGUGAGGGCGGUGGCAGCCUUCCUGGAGGGCAGCAAGGACGCCAGCAGCGUGCGCGAUGUGCUGCUCGCGCUGCUCUCGCUGCUCUCGCGCCCAGCUCUCCUCACGUCCUUCACGACACAUGUGUAUUCGCUCACCGGCUGCCACCUCUUCCUCAACCUCCUGGCACGGCCAGAGGAGGACGUGCAGUCGCUGGGGCUGCGCCUCAUAGCAGCGCUGCAGGGGGAGCGCCGCCUGCGCCUCAUCCGCGCCUUCUCCUCCUCCCCCGCGCCCACCCCCUCGCCCUCCACCACCCCUCCGCCCAUCACCGACGACCUCGCUGCACGUGCGCUGCUGCAGGGCGCCCCCUCGCCCUCCCCCUCGUCGUCUGCUCUGGUGGGGGGCGCUUUGCCGUCCCCCGUUGGUGGGGGAGGGGCGAGCAGGGAGCGGGUGCGCGAGGACGUGGAGCAGGCGGAGGCCAUGUUGGGCGUGCUGCUGGGCGUCAUGGCGCGCCAUGCCUGCCGCGUCACGCCCCUCGUGCACUCCAUCCUCUUCGACAUCCUCCUCGCCCGCCCCCUGCCCAGACCCUUGCCCCACCGCAGCAGCACCGUGUUCUCCCACCACGGCCCGCUCAGCCCCAUGCAAGCGUCGCCCUCCAUGCGCCUGCUCUCCCCCGCCGCCUCGCUCUCAUCCUCCUCCUCGUCCCUCGCCUACCCCUCCGACCUCUCCUCCUCGCACCCCUUGCUGCCCCCCGCCUCCCUGGACCGCCCGCGAGUGUUCGUGGUGCCGGAGGCCGUGGCGCUGCUGCUGCCGCUGCUGGCAGGGGGGCGCGCGGAGGGGGGUGUGGCGGGGGCGGCGAUGAAGGAGCUGGCGGACCACGUGGUGGGCAACACCGUCAACCCCCGCCUGCUGCUGCAGCAAAAGGGGUGGCAGAUGGACCUCAUGGCACUGCUCGUGCACAUGCGCUCUCGCCUCUCCCCGGCCCCUCACCCCGCUGCCACUGCCGCUGCCGCCCGCAGCAGCAGCCCUCUUGGCAAGGGGUCCACGGCAGCGAAUGGGUGGAAUGGGGAGAGCAGGGGCGGGAGGGGGAGUGCGGAGGAGGUGGGGGAGGAGGAGUUGGAGGAGGCGGAGGUGGUGUGGGAGCAAGUGAGGCGCCUGCUGCUGGCCACGCACGCACAUGCGCUGCAGCACAGCCCCACGGGCUGGCAGCACGUGGCCGACACUGUGGGUGCCAUCCGCACAUUCGCCCAGCAGGGCAAGCUGCCGUACCACCUGGUGCUGCGCCCGCUGCUGGCCGAGCUCAUCGCCGUCCAAUCAGGCCUCUCCUCGCGGGGUGGUGCCGCCCAGCAGUCUACAGGCCGCAACAACUGCCUCUACCUGUUCGCCCUCGUUGACGAGUUUGCCCUGCAUGACUCGCGCCGCAUCUUCCCUGCGAAGGAGCUGAUGACGUCAGGCGUGGUGGAGGCGGUGGACGGGCUGGCCGGCAUCACCACGCCGCGCUCCCACGGCCCCCGCACCCCCCACGGGCCCGCACUGCCCCCCUCCCCACACCACUCCUCGCCGCCCCUCUGGCAUAACUCCGGAGGGGCGCUCUGGGGGGAAGGGGGGACGAGCAGGGGGAGGGGGGGCAUGGGGGAGGGGGAGGAGGGGGAGGAGGGGGAGGAGGAGGGUUUGGGGGGGAGAGCAGGGCAGGGCGGGCAGCGGGAAAAGGGGUCGGUGUCGGGGGACGAUGCCUACUUCCGCCCGCUCACCCCGCCAGGCUUCGCACGGCCGUUGACUCCACCUGGCAUGAGUCCCUUGGGAGCGGCCACCCGGGGGUUUGUCGCCCCUGCUGCUGGCAGUGGGGACGAGGGAGGCGGGGAGGAGGAGUUCAGAGACAUGAGUCUGGACGUGACCAGCGGGCGCACCCCUCUGGAGCUGGACUCAGUGGCAACCAGCGUUGACCUGCUGGACUGCAACGUGGACCUUGACGAUUCCAGUGGGGCGGGCAGUGGAGGCUCCCCUGUGGAAGAUGGGCGCACGAGAGGGGGGGGAGUGGCAGCGGUGGGGGAGGAAGGGGAGGAGAAGACGAGACACGGGGGUGGAAGAGCAGAGGAGGAUACCAGCUCGCACCCAUGGGAUCAGCUGCUGCAGGCGGAGGACGCGGAGUUCCGCUGGAAGGCGUACGACGGCUUCUGGGCGCUGCUCACCCUCCUGCACAACAAGGCCGACGCCGCCGCCGCCCUCUCCGCCGGCCUCUUCCGCUCCUUCCCGCGCUCCUCCUCCUCCACCGCCCUGCCGCUCUCCCGCCUGCUGCCCCUCGCCCCGCCCGCGCCCUCCAAGGUGGACCUGGACGCGGUUCUAGGGGCGGACGGGGGAGGGCACUGGGGGUGCAGCACGGAGGAGAGACUAGAGCAGCUGGGGAAGGAGAAGUGUCCGCGGGUGGUGUUCCGCCUGGUGCUGCUGUACGCGUACGAGGCCACGCUGGAGGGGCUGCAGCGCUGCCUGCACCAGUUCACUGUGCUCAUCCCCGUCAUGCUGGGCGACGACAGCGAGGGGCAGCGCAACCGCUUCCACCUCUUCCUGUGGUCGCUGGUGCAUGCGCACUCGGCCAUCGGGCACAUGGACGACGGCGUGCGCGGGGACGUGCUCUGCCAGGCGGUGCACGACAUCGUGGUGUCCAGCGCUGCCCUCUUCGCCCACCCUAUCAGGGCGGGCCUCAGAAUAACGCCCAGCAACUCGGGGUCGGACGAGGAUGACGAUCUGGAGGCGGCCAGAAAGCUGGUGCAGCAGCAGAGAGUCGAGGCCGCAGUGGAGGAGGAGAUAGGGCACAUGCUGUCAGCCGUGGCACAAUGGGACAACGAGUUGUCUCAAGCGCGGCACGAGCACGAGACGGUGCGGGCGCAGCGAAUGCGGCAGCAGGGAGCCUUCCAGGAGCUGCAGCGCAUCGCCCUCUCCGACCUGCUCGACAGCGACAGCCGCCGCCGCGCCGCCGCUCGCAUCAGCUAUGACGAGCAGCAGGAGAGGGUGAAGGGCGUAUGGGAGCAGCUGUACCGCGAGAUGACCAGCGAGCGAGGCCCCUGGUACUCGCCCCCCUCCUCCUCCUCCUCAAUUGGUCCUCUCGUCCCAGGCACCACACCGCCGACCACCCUCUCGUCGUCCCCCGCGGUGCAGCGGUGGAAGCUGGACAAGAGUGAGGACGCGCAGCGCCGCCGCUUCCGCCUGCGCCCGCACCUGCGCUUUGACCAGGCCAUGUGCCGCCCGCCCGUGGAGGGGGGCAGGGGCACGGGCAAAGGGGGAGCGGGGGCGGAGGAGAAAGAGGUGGGGGGCGAGGGCGAGCCGGGGAGGGAGGUGGUGGCGCGGGUGAGAGCGGCAGCGGCGGCGGUGGCAGGGCGGGAGGGGCGGGUGGGGGGUCUGGCAGAGAAUGCGUCGAUCCGCGUGGAGAAGGAUCUGCUGGAGGAGGUGGCCAUGCUCACAGAGGAGACCCGGACCGCACAGGAGGGGGCAGGCGCAGGGGGGCCAGGGGCGGUCGUGGCGGGGGCAGGUGCGGGUGGGGGAGGGGAGGUGGGCGUGCGGUCUGGCGGGUCGCAGCUGGGGCUCAGAUUCGAUACCGAUGACGAGGUGGUGACGAGCCUGCCGUGCGUGAUGCUGACGGCGAAGCGCAAGCUGGGCGGGCGCAUGGAGCUGCGGCACCGCACGCUGCACUUCUUCGCCGACUUCGUCUUCGAGGGCACCGCUGGCUCGUCACUCUUUGCCGCCGACGGCACCCUCAGACCGCCGCAGGGCGGAGGCGGCGAGGCGGAGCGCGGCGCGCCCAAGGUGGGUCCGCGGGAGCGGUGGCGGCGCGUGACGCAGCGGCUGCUGCUGGUGGCGAAGCUGCAGCCCACGGAGAAGACGCUGGGGCGGGCGAGCGUGCGGGCGGCCAAGGACCCGGACGUGCUGGAGGAAGUCAAGAUGCACCGCCAGUGGCCGCUGGACGAGCUGAGCCUCAUCCGCGUCACGCGCUUCCUCCUGCGCCACACGGCGCUCGAGCUCUCCUUCACCUCGCCCGCCGCGCGCCCGCCCGCCCUCUUCACCUUCGCGUCGCCACGCCUUGCGGCCGACUUCGCCUCCAAGAUCGCCGCCGUGGCCAACGCGUCGGCGCGCUCGUCCCGUGCGCGUGGGGAGCACGUGAUGGUGGUGGACCGCCGCCGCGCCGCGGAGCGCGCGGAGAAGGCGGCGGCGGCGUGGCGGGCCCGUGAGCUGAGCAACUUUGAGUACCUGAUGGCACUGAACACGCUGGCGGGGCGAACGUACAACGACCUGGCGCAGUACCCCGUGUUCCCCUGGGUCAUCGCGGACUACGAGAGUGAGCACCUGGACCUCACCAGGGAGGAGACGUUUCGAGACCUGUCCAAGCCCGUGGGGGCGCUCAACCCCAAACGACUGGAGAUGUUCCGAGAGAGGGCAGAGAGCUUCCGAGACCCCGAUAUCCCAAGUUUCCUGUACGGGUCGCACUACUCCACGGCUGGCAUUGUGCUCUUCUACCUCCUGCGCCUUGAGCCCUUCGCCACCCUCAGCUGCCGCCUGCAGGGCGGCAAGUUCGACCAUGCGGACCGGCUGUUCCACUCGGUGGCUGUGACGUGGGCCAACUGUCUGACCAACACGAGCGACGUGAAGGAGCUCACCCCGGAGUUCUUCUACCAGCCCGAGUUCCUCGUCAACUCCAACCACCUCUACCUCGGACAGUGCCAGGACGGCUCGCAGCUCAACGACGUGCGCCUGCCACCCUGGGCCAAGGGCUCCCCGGAGCUGUUCAUCCAGCUGAACCGGGAGGCGCUGGAGAGCGAGUGGGUGAGCGCGCAUCUGCACCGUUGGAUCGACCUCAUCUUCGGGUACCAGCAGCGCGGGCUGGCGGCCAUGGAGGCUGACAACGUGUUCUACUACCUCACGUACGAGAACGCCGUGGACAUGGACGCCCUCACCUCGCCCAUCGACCGCGCCGCCAUUGAGGAGCAGAUCGCCGCCUUCGGCCAGACACCCGCCCAGCUCUUCCGCCGCCCCCACGAGCCCCGCGGCCCACCCCUCCGCGCCGCCCGGCCCCUGCUGCACCGGCCGGCGUCCCUCGUUCUUUCUGCUGUGGUGCCGGCAUGCCCCCCUGCUGGUGGUGGGGGCGAGGUGGGGGAGGUGCUGCGGCAGCAGUGGGAAGUGGGCGUGGUGUUCGUGGGGGUGGCACAGGGGCGCGUGGUGACGGUAACGAGGGGGCAGUGCAUGGCAGCUCGAAUGUGGAACACUCCGGCCAGCUCAGGAUACCAAGUCAUGGCCUCGGACGCGCCCUUCUCUCUCAGCGAGCCGCUCAUCUCUCGCCGCAUCGGGCCGCCCUUUGCCUCCACCAGUGCUGACGUCAGCCCUAACUGCUUCGCUCUGCUGCGCGGCGCCUCAUCGCCCUUCCUGCUGUCGGCGGCCCACUGGGACUGCGCCACGCGCCUCGUGGCCGUCAGUGACGGGCGCACCGUGCAGGCCGUCCGGCAGCACACGGAUGUCGUCACGUGCCUCUCAGCGUCAUCGGACGGCCUGUGGAUGGCCACGGGCAGCCGCGACACAACGGUGAUGGUGUGGCACGUGGACCGCGCGCAGCCGCGCCCCUCUGCCGACCCGGUGCUGCCGUGCAAGCCGCACGUGGUGCUGUGCGGCCACGACGACGUGGUGACGCAGGUGCUGGCGGCCUCGCCGCUGGACCUGGUGCUGUCGGCGUCGCUGGACGGCUCGCUGCUGCUGCACGCGCUCUCCUCGGGCCGCUUCAUCCGCUGCAUCCGCCACCCGCGCCGCCACGCCGUGCAGCGAAUGGCGGUGAGCCAGCUGGCGCUGGUGGCGGUGCACUCAGAUGCGGACGGGUGGCUGCGCGUGGCGUCCAUCAACGGCAAGUGGCUUGCUGCCACGCCCACUGGGGCUGCCGCUGCUGCUACAGAGAAGCACACGGAAUGCGGUGCCAGUAGUGGUGACACUAGUGCAGGUGUGAGCAACGGUGGUGGAAGCUGUGUGUCUGGGUUCGGCAGUGAGUCAACAGACGGCCAGCAGGGCCAGGCACUGGUACCAUCUGCGGCAUCAGCACCGCUAUCACCACCAGUGGCAUCAACAGCAGCAGCAGCAGCAGCGGGGGACAGUGUGACAUGCAUGGCAGCCAGUGCGUGUGGUGAGUUCCUGGUGACGGCAGGGGCGGCGGGGCGUGUGACGGUGCGGUCGUUCUACUCCCUGGCGACAGUGGCGGUGUACGAGGGCGUGGGCGUGGCGGCGUGCUCCAUCGCCGUCACCCGGGAGGACGCCAUCCUCAUGGGGCUGGAGGAUGGCCGCCUGCUGCUCUACUCGCUGGGCGCUGAUGCUGCCACUGACUGACCACACGUGCUAACUUAGCCGUGCCACUGCUCUUGCCGUACGAUAGUAGUAGUAACUGCCAUGGCCAUGUCUCACAGAGAGCAGCAGCUCAUCUCUCUAAAAAGGCAACUAGUAAAAGCUCCUGUGUGGCAGUGGCUUUGUUCAAUGUCGUCAAGCAGCACCUCUGCUUGGCUUUCCCCGUAUCGUUUUGUAUUGCACUUAGGGCGAAUUCCUAUGAAGUUGGAUCAGAAUCAAUAAUGUUCUUGAUCCUGCCGUUUUUAAACAUGGGGAUCAACAAUUCGUCUGCGAUCCGACGUGUACACCCGAGUGCUCCCACACAAACUUCGCUGCAACGUCGCCGGGGGGGACGCCAUCCCGGCGGGGCUGGGGGAAGGUCGCCUGCUGCCCCACCCGCUGGGCGCCAAUACUGCCACCGAUGGACUGUAUGUGCUGAUGUUGCCAUGCCACUAUGUUCUUGCCGUACAAAAGAGAAAAGGAAAUUACGAUGCGCAUGGCUUGUGGAACGGCAGCAGCUCGUUGCACUAGCAUAGCUAGUGGUA
Messenger RNA from Closterium sp. NIES-67, 13772 nucleotides. The record is from the annotation of a GenBank genome assembly. NCBI's taxonomy places the organism in Eukaryota, Viridiplantae, Streptophyta, Zygnematophyceae, Desmidiales, Closteriaceae.